Molecule: messenger RNA, 1257 nt
Organism: Trichomonas vaginalis G3
Lineage: Eukaryota; Parabasalia; Trichomonadida; Trichomonadidae
Product: Rab-GTPase-TBC domain family
Exons: 1
Coding region: 1-1257 (418 amino acids)
Source: RefSeq, a predicted model, not a curated record
AUGAACGAACCCCCAAGAUUCUGCUUCCAUGACAUUACACAAGACCCAGGUAUCACAAUAAACUUCUCAAGUAAGGACCAGUUUAUACAUUUUCAUGAAGAAUUCAUUAAAAAUCUUUCAGUAAUAGAGCAAGAUCUUCCUGGCUACUAUAAAAUCAUUAGAAAGAUGAAACCGAUCGUCAAACAGAUAGAAUCAUGCAAGCAACAACUCAACCCUCGUCAAAAUGAAAUGUCUCCAAUCGAUUUUCAACAAAUCGAAAAUUACAACAGCGAAGCCCUCGAAAAACUUACAGAAGAUUGCGGAGGACAGCAAUGCAAUCUCACAUUUGAGGAAGCGCUUCAAAGUAAUGAAAAUCUUUCUCAAUUCGUUUUACAUAAUAAGAUUCCUGCUUCUCACAGAGCCAAAAUAUGGUGCAAACUUGCAUACAUAGGCAAUUUACCACAACUUAAUCCAGUUAUUUCUGGCUAUUACGAGACAAUUAAAAAACAAUGGACAAAUUUGAAGCAAUCACAGCUUAACCGUUGCAAACAAUUCAACUCCAACAAAAAUUCAGUACAAAAGGACAUCAAUUUCAAGAAACAAUUGUUUUUUACCGUAAUUCCAGAUCGUCAAAUUUUGAAAUUAGCCUUUAACGUACUGAUGUCUCUUUGCCAGACAUUCUAUGAGCUUCAUUCAUACAGAUUGGAUUUAAUUUACAUGAUUAGAGUCUUCCUCGCCAUGUUUACGAGAAAAAUGAUUAAAAAUUCUGACGGAACAUAUUCAUUCAUCGUUGGCGAGAACAUGAUCAUGAGCCAGGAAGCCUUAGAAGCAGCAAUCUACUGGUCAGUCAUCGUUCUUCUCGAAAAAGCCGAAGCAAGAAUGUUUUUGACGGGCGGCCAAGAAUACAUUCAAAAUACAGCAGUUGUUUUCAAUCAGGUAGUCAGCAGAUUUUCACCUUUGACCCUGGAUCUCGUUCGUUCUAAAGGUCCUCCGAAAUAUGACACAUUGUAUUCAAUUUUCUGCACUUCUUUCUGCAAAUACCUUCCUUUCUGCGACUGCGCUGAUAUUUUGAUCAUUGGAAUCGCUUCUGGAAAUAUUAUUUCAUUUUUAUCUUAUUUAACAGGAAUUUCCUUCCUUUAUUGCGUACCAACAAUCCUUCAUCUUCCAAAAGCUGUAGACGUUGGAGAAGCUGUAAUUGAAGCUUUCCAAUCUGAUGAAAACGAUUUAUACUCGCUUUCAAAGAUUGCUUUACAGGCAAUCAGAGAAAAUGUCCUCUAA